Molecule: messenger RNA, 5254 nt
Organism: Linum trigynum
Lineage: Eukaryota; Viridiplantae; Streptophyta; Magnoliopsida; Malpighiales; Linaceae
Source: the annotation of a GenBank genome assembly
UCCCCAUCCAACUCAAUUUUUACUUUCCAAUUUAAUAACUUGUUAUUUUCAUAACACCAAAAAGCAAACACUAGAAUUAGUCGUCUCUUAGUCUUCAAUUCGUCAAAUUAAAAAUUAACAAUGACAAGAACUUGAGAUGUCACCUCUCAUUCAUUCUCCUUAUCCACAUCCUAGUUCUAGGCAAACUCAAGACUCUUCGCUUAGUCUCUUUGCCCUAAAUUAAACAAUCAAAUCCAAUUUUUAUAUUUAAUUAUUUAUUUCAAAUGUAAUUGAUUUUGUAUUCGAUAAUACCAAUUGGGAUAUUGAAGUACCGAUCGGAAUACCGGAAUAUUUAGCGAUUGAGAUUGGGAUACCGAAAUUAUUUAGGGAUUGAGAUUGGGAUUGACUUUCGGAAAUAAUUCGAUAUUCGGGAUUUCGGUAUUUGAUAUUGGGAUACCGAUACCGUACCGAUUUCCACCUCUAGUUACAAGUGAUUUUUUUUUGUCAAAAAAUAGAAUUUAAUGGAUUAUAUUUUAUUUUAAUAUAAAAUUUAGUUGUUUUACACAGAAGAAUCAUAUUAAUUGUAAUUUUGAAAUUUGUCAUGAAAUAUUUAACUAAGCAAUUGGAUUCACACUCUCGUUUCACUCCAUCUGCUUUUCAGAAAAAGCUAAAACGAAGAUGCCCACCCAAAAACGAGAAAGGGAAGUAGCUGCCCAGAGACGGCGGGAGGUAAGAGAAGGCGGAGCUCAGCUGAAACAACAGCAUAAAGUGAGUCGAGGGAUCGCCACCGGAGAAGAAAAGCGACGGAGAUUUAGCAAACAACACAACGCCUAUAGCUUAAGUGGUUCUGCAGCUACGAAUCGCCUUUUCUGUCGUUCAACGACGGCCGAUGGGCGGCGUAAAUCGGAGAUUCGACCAACCCUAGCAUGCUACAGAUCUGCGACUGGAGAAAUGUGAGUGAAAUGACACAGAGCGCACGAAGAAGAGGUUGAGCUUUAUACAACACGAGAGUGAGCUGUUGAAACUCGCAACCAGCUCGACUCAGCUCGAGCGAGGGUAUCAGCCGAAACUCUGUGGUAUUACUCUCUGGUAACCAAGUAAUUAGUGAAUUAGCAUCGUAGUUGCUCAUAAGCCAUGCAAGUGAAAUGGGUUUCUGCUUGUUUCCUCUCCAAGACCCUGAAACGGAAUCUGCUGCCGUUGCUAUUACUGUCUAUGCUGUGUUCAUGGCAAUGUCUCUCUGUUGAUCUCAAUCCACAAGACAAGGCUUCCCUGUUACUGAUUCGCUCGUGGAUUGAUGACCCAAACCAUGCAUUCUCAAGCUGGUUUGGUUCUGACUGCACAAAUUGGACUGGGAUUGCCUGCCACAACCACACAGGCCGAGUUAUCUCAAUAGAUUUCACCACCAUGAAUCUUUCAGGUCGAGUUCAUCCCAGUAUGUGCAAGCUUGCCCAUCUAGAGUCCUUGAUUCUUUCCAAGAACAGCCUUUUUGGUCAAGUCCCGGCAUGCUUUGGUUGGUUGAAGAACCUCAGAACCCUUGACCUGAGCCACAACAAAUUCCAUGGUGUUUUGCCUGAUAGUCUCAUGAGGCUUGGUCAGUUGAGAGAACUUAUACUGCGUGGGAACCAGGAUCUGGGUGGUGCUGUUCCGUCUUGGCUUGGCAAUUUCUCGACCGGUUUGGAAAAACUGGAUUUGGGUUUCAAUUCAUUCCAUGGUGAAAUGCCUGGUAGCUUGUUUCAGUCCAGGUCAUUGAAGUACUUGGAUUUUGAAAGCAACCAUUUAUCAGGUACCAUUGGUGAGUUCUCUCAGCCUUUGGUGUUCCUCAAUCUUGGGUCUAAUUUGUUUUCGGGUACUUUACCAUGUUACUCUGCCGCUGCUCGAUCCCUCAAGGUUCUUAAUCUGGCUAACAAUUCAAUUGUUGGAGGGAUUCCUACGUGCAUUGCUUCACUGGCUGAAUUGACUCAUCUCAAUUUAUCACUUAACCAUUUGAACUAUGCUAUAUCCCCUCGACUCAUCUUCUCUGAGAAGCUUCUUGUGCUGGACUUGAGUUUCAACGAUCUCUUUGGCCCUCUUCCAGCUAAGAUUGCUGCAACGACGGAGAAAUCAGGGCUCGUUCUUCUUGACCUAUCGCACAACCGUUUCACGGGCUCUAUCCCAUUGAAGAUGACAGAGCUGAAAAGCCUGCAGGCUUUGUUUCUCUCUCACAACUUGCUUACUGGUGAAAUUCCUGCUAGGGUUGGAAAUUUGACCUAUCUUCAGGUAAUAGAUCUCUCACACAACGCAUUGUCAGGUUCAAUACCUCUGACAAUUGUCGGGUGCUUUCAACUGCUUGCCCUGGUGCUUAACAAUAACAACCUCUCUGGCGAGAUUCAACCCGAGUUAGAUGCAUUGGACAGCUUGAAGAUACUUGAUAUAAGCAACAACAGGAUCUCAGGUGAGAUUCCUUUGACUUUAGCUGGCUGCAAGUCCCUUGAGGUCGUGGAUUUUGGUUCCAACAAUCUCUCCGGGAACAUCAAUGAUGCCAUCACCAAAUGGCUGAAUCUCAAGUAUAUCUCCCUUGCUCGGAACAAGUUCACCGGAAAUCUACCUAGUUGGUUGUUCUCUUUUCAAGCAAUCCAAAUGAUGGACUUGUCAGGGAACAAGUUCUCCGGCUUUAUACCAGAUGGUAACUUGAACGUGAGCGUUGAUUUCAACAAUGCAAGCUACAAUGGAACGAGACUUCCAUUGGAAUCACUUGAGAUACAGAUAUCUGUAGUUGUUGUUGGCAUCAACGAGUUAACCUUCAGUUACCAACUGCCGUCAACAGUUGGUAUUGAUCUAUCUGAUAACUUGCUACGCGGGGAGAUUCCAGACACCAUGUUUGGACUACGAGGAUUGGAGUACCUGAACUUAUCUUAUAAUUCUCUCGAUGGAGAGAUUCCGAAUCUGGAGAAAAUGUGGAGUUUGAGAGCUCUUGACCUGUCACACAAUGCUCUAUCUGGGGAGAUUCCGCAGAACAUCUCAAAUCUUCAAGAUCUUGCGGUUCUGAACUUGUCAUUCAACAGUUUUUCUGGGUCCGUACCGAAGAAUGAGAGUUACAAGAGGUUCCCGGGAGCAUUUGCUGGGAACCCACAUCUGUGCUUGGAGGGGGAAGGAUGUGAUGAUGAUGCAAAGCAGCUGGCGAUUCCUGGAAGGCCCUUUCGUGAAACGGAUGAUGAAGGACCGAUAUUGGCAUGGGUGUUCUGCUUGAGUGCUGUAGUUAGUUGCUAUUCUAGUCUCAUGGUUCUGUUCUGUUCGUCGAAAACAAGAAGGUACAUCUUCCACACGAAAGGUUCGUGUUGCGUUUGCAAGUAAAAUGCAGUCUGCUGAUUGGAUGUUGUAAAACUGACUUAUGGUUGUAUGUAUGAUGUAGCCAGUAGUGGCCAUGAGCUACCCAAUGAUGUAUUGUUAAUGCAGUUGCUAUGUAGUAUGUAAGCAAAGCAUUGUUGCUUUUUUCUUCUUCUCAACUAUGAAAAUCAACUUCAUUUUAGAAACAGGAACAGUUAGAAGCAUAUAGCCCAUAGUUCUUUAAGAUGGGAUCAAGACCAGUGAUGAACCAAACGAACUUAAACUCGCUUCAGAAAUUGUAGACAUAAGGAUCGUGUCAAAGAAUCCAUUGAGCGCACUUAUCCUUCUUCUGUAGCCUUUAAUCUGUUCGGUAAGGGGAGAGAUGAGACUCAAAAUCAUGGUCUUUGUCAUUAGGUUCAUAUUAUAAAUUCAACACAAUAUGAAGUAAAGAAUUACCAGCUAAUUCAGAGGCAGCCUGGAGUUGAUCUGAUACUGAUAGAGCUCUCAAGUCUCAACACCAUGCUCAACAGUUGUACAUGGAAGGUAAAAUAUCUCCGGUACCACUAAAGUAUGAGAAUUGUAGGAACUAUACCACUUAAAUAUGAAUAGGGUAUCACGUGAUACAGAACUUUAUUAUAUGUGCAUCCGGUACCACUUAAGUAUAUUGUUAAGUGCAUUCCGUUAAAAGAAUAUUCUGUUUUCUUCACAAUUGGUCCUACUUUUCUUAUUCUAAAAAAUCAAUCCUUUGGACUUAUGAAAAACAUAAUUUUUUUAUGGUUUAGUUGGAAUCCUCUUUUAAAGACUAUCAUCAAAUAAAUUUUUCAAUAGGAAAUUUAGAAUAAAUUAUCAUUAUAAAUAUUUUUAAUUAUCAUUAUGUGUUCUAAUAAUUUAAUUUUUUCUAAAACAAAUAUAUCCUAUAAAUUCUAUCUCGAUAUAAAUAAUCUGAGGAUGUUAAUUCUCUUACUGUGUCUAAUUUUCCAUGUUCAAUAUCUGUGUAAUUAUCUAAUAUUAUAGAUGUUCCAUAUUAGUUAAAUUUAGUAAUUCUAAUUCUCUUCAUAUAGUCAUGUUUUCUUUUAUAGAUUUGUUAUUGAAUGUUGUAGCUUUUAUAGUUUACUUAUUAAUUGGUUACUUUUCGUCUCUUUUCGUUCUAAAUUUUUUCAAUUACGAAAAUAUGUUUAAUUCUUUGUGAUUGCGUUCCAUUUAUCCUUCUUUGGUAUUGAUGAUAGCUGAUUAGGUUCUAUUUUAACUGUUUUUAGUGGUGCUUCUAAUUGGAUUAGGGGUUAAAAUAGCGCAUUUUCCAAUAACUGCCAGUCUAGCAUUCAUUGCCAAGCUCUGCAAUAUUAGCGCACCAUGACCAGUGGCAAUGACUACAUACUCAGCGAAAGGCAGCUUGACACAAAUACCUGAAUUCACCCAUUGCAGACUGCAAACAGCAAAAGCCUCAUGUAAUGAUAACCGGGCAAACAAAGUAUCCACGAAAUUGGCAUAUACAGCGAAAAACAUUAAUAUGUUCAGAAAAUUUCAAGAUUUAAACUGAUAGUAUAAUAUUAAUGCAUACUCAUGUUCUUCCUCGUAAAUAGAUUCAGCAACAUCACCAAAUUCCUCAUUAUUACCAGCCAGAUUCAUGUCAUCAUUUGAUUCUUCAGCAUCAUCAGAUGCGUCUCUGAUCCAUCCAUAUACAUAUCACUCGAUUCUUCACUAAGAAAUCAAGAGAACCAAGUUUAAACAGAUUCUAAGACUAACUCACACAUAGAAUUGGAAGAGAAGACGACUACGAUUUCUAUUUCAUCAGGCAAACGAAUAGGAGAACGCAGGAGACGAAUAUACAUGUGCUCUUCAUUGGAGGUGUGAUCGCUAAUCCAAGAAUCAAAAUACUUGUCCGAGUCACUUUCGCCGUACGUGUAGUACUCCACAUAUAUCUCACCGUCAGAAAUCGUAGUUAGUGGAGCAAGAAUCAAUGACGAGAAAGCCA